AUGAUCAUCAUCAUCAUCAUCAUCAUCGCCAUUCAUCCCGAAAGGCAGGGUACACUGCAUCAGGAAGGGGAACACAAAAUAUCCAGUUCCAGCUGCGGCAGUUCUGUAUAUCUACGGUUCAAGUGUCAAACUGUCAAUCUAGUGGUUAUCACCUCAUGGCAGCAAUACAUAGGUAGAUCUAACUCCAACGGCUGUGGCCCGGCACUUGCCAUCAACCCAUCACCGUCUCAUAGGGCGUUACGAAGAGCCGGGCGGCCUCGGCAAUCGGCCACUGAAAAUCAUCGAUUGCGAAUCUACCUGUCUCGACUCUCGAUUGAGCGGCAAGCUACCUACCUAGGUAUAUGCCAGUGUAUCGAAAACGACAACGGGGUAACGAGGGGGGUGAGGGUGACGAGAAAACCUGUCACUGUCACUGUCGCUGUCGCUGUCGCCAAACUCACCAUCGCCCCGCUGUCUGCCAAACCUCGCUGGGAAAUGGGACUGGAAACCAAACAUGGGGACGGGCAGACAGAACUCACCAGUCACCUCGAGUCACCCACACACAAUCCACCCAAAAUGGACUGCCAGCCGCCAAGAACUUUUCAAGGACUGAUGGUCAGUGCUCAAACGCGCUCUUCAGUCUCCGUCCAAAACGGCCCAAGCCCCGGCGUGAUCGACCGCGAGUCGAUGACGAGGCGGACAGGAUUCCACCUUUUGCGGAUCCGAGUUCAGCCGGUGAGGGUUGCCGUUCUGUGGACCAACCUCCAGUUGAGCCCAUAG
Neurospora tetrasperma FGSC 2508 is the source of this 759-nucleotide messenger RNA. RefSeq lists its product as uncharacterized. Lineage: Eukaryota; Fungi; Ascomycota; Sordariomycetes; Sordariales; Sordariaceae. The transcript has 3 exons. The coding region runs from base 1 to 759 and encodes 252 amino acids. The record is from RefSeq and is a predicted model, not a curated record.